Tachysurus vachellii is the source of this 7862-nucleotide messenger RNA. RefSeq names its product chromodomain helicase DNA binding protein 2 (gene chd2). The transcript has 38 exons. Bases 868 to 6225 code for a protein of 1785 amino acids. Gene Ontology annotation, biological process: regulation of transcription by RNA polymerase II; nucleosome organization. Gene Ontology annotation, cellular component: nucleus; chromatin. The record is from RefSeq and is a predicted model, not a curated record. Gene Ontology annotation, molecular function: DNA binding; ATP binding; ATP-dependent chromatin remodeler activity. Lineage: Eukaryota; Metazoa; Chordata; Actinopteri; Siluriformes; Bagridae.
AGGGGAACCCGUAGAGCUUGUCGACAACACUUCUCUCUAAACUUUAGACUUUAGCUCUCGCAUUCGGCCAUAUAUUUUAAAACAUUAUAUUAAUUAAUGUUGUAUCUAAAUGCUAACAUAUCGCCCUGUAAUUUUUGCGGUUUUAUUUCGUCGAGAAAAUGUAUGCUGCUUUAGCGUAGUCGUUGUUUUCUGUGCCUCGCGCAGGCAGCCAUGGCUGUCCACCAUUUUUAGUGCGCUGCGCGCGGCUCUUUAGAAACUCGGCUCUCCAUUCAAAAGGCCAUUGUUGCUUUUUUUUUUUUUUUUUUUUUUAAAAACAUUUUUUCCUUAAGUAAUAUUUCGAAUUAUAUUAUCAUCUGGAUUUACCGAAAUUUAUGUAUAUUUUUCUUUUCGUUGACGGAGUAAUAAGUUCGAUAUUUUUAUUCCGGCUGUGGAUGUUACUCCUCACUUCAUGCAUUUCCCUACCUGUCUAUGGAAUACGUAUGUUUACGUUGCAGGUUUACGUGCGAUAGGUUUUAUUUUGAUUCUUAAAUAUGUUUUCGGUCGUCCUUUGUUCUGAUGACGCAGUAAGAAUUUUUGCAUGUGGGAUCUAUUGCAUUAAAAGUCUGAACUCGUUUGUUGCUUGUGACACCGAAAGGGUACCAUUUCGCUCUCAUUUUUAUCUAAUAUAAUUUCUUUUUAAAUUUGUGCUUUUUUCGCCAAGCGUGUCAAGGUUGCUCGUUUUUUCCUUACGAGGCAACGGGAGACUUUUUGCAGUCCUGAAAGCAAAGCAGGACUUAUCGGACUUGCAUGAUGGUUUCACCCCUUCUCAACUUUAGACAGUUUAAUACCUAGAUUAAAGAUCAUCCUUAACACUUAAACAAUAUAAACAUGUUGAAGAACAACGACAAGAAGGAAGGAGACGACGCUUCGCUUAAAAGCAAUGCUUCGAGCAACUCUGCAUCAGAGGUGUCAAAUCAUUCAGGCUCAGAGUCGGGCAGCCAGUCUGAGAGUGAGCCAGGCAGCGAACGUGCAUGCUCCCAGCAUUCCGAGUCGAACAGCACAUCUGAGUCUGAGAGCUGCUCUGAAUCUGGCAGUGAAUCCACUGGGUCAAAGUCACGUCAGACCAUUGCAGAGAUCAAAGAGAAACGAGUCAAAAAGCGAGAUCUGGCCGACGUGAAAAAGAUGUGGGAGGAACAUCCAGAUGUUUAUGGUGUCAGAAGGUCCAAUCGGAGCAGACAGGAGCCUGCUCGUCUGAACAUUGGGGUAGAGGGCAGCAGUGAGUCUGAGACUGAAAGCCACAAAAGAAAAGUUUCACGACCGAAAAAGAAAGAAAAUGCCUGGAAAGAUGACUCAAAUGAUGAAGAGGAUGGUGAGGAAGAAGCCAGCAGUUCAGAGAUUGAGCAGGAAGAGAAAAAGGUUCGAUCCAGACGACUUCCCGUUAGAAGGCCACAGCCCAAAUCAUCCUCAACCAAGCAGCAUCAGUCUCAAAAGGGACGGAAACAGAGGAAGCAGGAAACAUCUGAUGAAGAUGACGAUGAUGAUGAAGAAGGGGAUACUCCAAAAAGACAAACACGGCGAAGAGCAGCUACUAAAGUUAGUUAUAAGGAGGACCAGCAUGAUUUUGAAACAGACUCUGAUGACCUGAUUGAGAUGGCAGAGGGAACAGAAGAUGUGCAAGAUGAUGACAGUGAGACCAUUGAAAAAGUCAUGGAUGCCAGGAUUGGCAAGAAAGGAGCUACUGGAGUAGCCACCACACUCUAUGCGGUAAUGGCCAACGGGGAUCCUAUGGCAGAUUUUGGUCCUGACAAAGAGGAAGGUGAGACUCAGUUCCUUAUCAAAUGGAAGGGCUGGUCCUAUAUCCACAAUACAUGGGAAAGUGUGGACUCACUCACUCAGCAAAAGGCCAAAGGGAUGAAAAAACUGGAAAACUUUAGGAAGAAAAAUGACGAGCUCAGUGCUUGGUUGAAAAAAGCCUCACCAGAGGAUUUGGAAUAUUACAACUGCCAACAAGAGUUAACUAUUGAUCUGAACAAGCAGUUUCAGAUAGUAGAGAGAGUCAUUGCUAUGAGAACCGGGAAAUCACAGGUGCCCUCUGAUUUUCCCUCUCAUAAGACCACGUCUAACAAACCUGAGUACUUAUGUAAGUGGAUGGGUCUGCCCUAUGCAGAGUGCACUUGGGAAGAUGGUGCCCUAAUAGGAAUAAAGUUCCAGUCUUGCUUAGACAGUUUCAACAACAGGAAUGUCUCCAAGACUAUGCCCUCCAAAGACUGUAAGGUGUUAAAACAGAGGCCAAGAUUUGUGGCUCUAAAGAAGCAGCCCUCUUAUAUUGGAGAUGAGAACCUGGAGCUGAGAGACUACCAGUUAGAUGGAUUAAACUGGCUUGCACACUCUUGGUGCAGGUGUAACAGUGUUAUCUUAGCUGAUGAGAUGGGCCUAGGGAAGACCAUCCAGACCAUUUCAUUCCUUUCCUACCUGUUCCAUCAACACCAGCUGUAUGGCCCCUUCCUCUUGGUUGUGCCCCUUUCCACAUUAACUUCCUGGCAGCGCGAGUUCAGUACUUGGGCUCCUGAUAUGAACGUUGUGGUCUAUCUGGGGGAUGUUUUGAGCAGAAAGACGAUUCGUGAUUAUGAAUGGAUUCACCAGCAGACCAAACGAAUAAAGUUCAACACACUUUUGACCACAUAUGAAAUUUUAUUAAAGGAUAAGGGUGUUUUGGGAAACAUAAACUGGGCAUUUCUUGGGGUAGAUGAGGCUCAUCGGCUGAAGAAUGACGACUCUCUGCUGUAUAAAACACUAAUAGAUUUCAGGUCGAACCACAGGCUACUCAUAACAGGAACACCACUGCAGAAUUCAUUGAAAGAGUUGUGGUCUCUCCUGCACUUUCUUAUGCCUGACAAGUUUGAGUUGUGGGAGGAUUUUGAAGAUGAGCAUGGUAAGGGCAGGGACAAUGGCUACCAGAGCUUGCACAAAGUGCUUGAGCCCUUCCUUCUGCGUCGUGUAAAAAAGGACGUGGAGAAAUCCCUGCCUGCCAAAGUAGAGCAGAUCCUCCGUGUGGACAUGUCCGCCCAGCAGAAACAGUUCUACAAGUGGAUUCUCACAAGGAAUUACAAAGCCCUAUCUAAAGGCACCAGAGGCAGUUCCUCAGGCUUCCUCAACAUCGUCAUGGAGCUGAAGAAAUGCUGUAAUCAUGGGUUCCUUAUCAAACACCCAGAUGAGGGAGAAAAUGAGAAUCCUCAGGAGCACUUGCAGGCACUGGUCCGUGGCAGUGGAAAGCUUGUGCUGUUGGAUAAAUUGCUAACAAGACUGAGAGAACGAGGCAAUCGUGUGCUUAUCUUUUCUCAGAUGGUCCGUAUGCUGGAUAUCUUGGCUGAUUAUCUGGCCAUGAAACGCUGUCCUUUCCAGAGAUUGGAUGGCUCCAUCAAGGGAGAGCUCCGGAAACAAGCACUUGACCACUUCAAUGCGGAGGGUUCUGAGGAUUUCUGUUUCCUCUUGUCCACCCGUGCCGGUGGUCUGGGCAUUAAUUUGGCCUCAGCUGACACUGUGGUUAUCUUUGACUCUGACUGGAACCCUCAAAAUGACCUGCAGGCCCAGGCCAGAGCUCACAGAAUUGGCCAGAAAAAACAAGUGAAUAUUUAUCGUCUGGUCACGAAAGGAACUGUGGAGGAGGAUAUUAUUGAAAGGGCAAAGAAGAAGAUGGUGCUUGACCAUCUUGUCAUACAGAGAAUGGAUACCACUGGAAGGACAAUACUAGACAACAACUCGGGCAAUUCAAAUUCAAAUCCGUUUAACAAGGAGGAGCUGGCAGCUAUCUUGAAGUUUGGUGCAGAGGAUCUGUUUAAAGAACCUGAAGGGGAGGAAUCAGAACCACAGGAAAUGGACAUUGAUGAGAUCUUGAGGCUAGCUGAAACUAGGGAAAGUGAUCAAGGUUCCAGUGCCACAGAUGAGCUCUUGUCCCAGUUUAAGGUGGCUAACUUCACCAUGGAUGAGAGUACACCAGAGCUUGAGCAGAAGCCCAUGCGGAACUGGGAUGAGAUAAUUCCAGAAGAUCAAAGGCGGCAGGUGGAGGAGGAGGAGAAGCAGAAGGAGAUGGAGGACAUUUACAUGUUGCCCCGCAGCAGAAGCUCAAAUAAAAGAAUACAGGCAAAUGACAGUGACAGUGAUAUUGGCUCAAAGCUCAAAUUGAAGAGCCACUCAUCAGGUUCAGAGAGUGAGACAGAUGAAAGUGAGGAUGAUAAGAAGCCCAAGCGGAGAGGCCGGCCACGUGCACGCAAAAACAAUGUGGAGGGCUUCACAGAUGCUGAGAUUCGGAGGUUCAUAAAAGCUUAUAAGAAAUUUGGCGCUCCACUUGACAGGUUGGAGGCCAUUGCACGUGACUCUGAACUAGUGGACAAAUCCAUAGCAGAUUUAAAGAGACUCGGAGAGCUGGUGCAUACCACUUGCAUAGCUGCAGUACAGGAGCAUGAAGAACAAAUGAAGGAGAACCCCACUGAAGCUAAAGGGCCAGGAAAAAGGCGUGGCAUUAACAUCAAGAUCUCUGGGGUUCAGGUAAAUGCUAAAUCCAUCAUCCAGCAUGAGGAAGAUUUUGAGCCUCUGCACAAGGCUGUGCCUUCUAAUCCUGUUGAGAGGAGCAAAUUUCAGCUAAGCUGCCGUUUGAAGAUGCCACACUUUGAUGUAGAAUGGGAUGUGCAGGAUGACACGCAUCUGCUGUUGGGCAUCUAUGAGCAUGGAUAUGGUAACUGGGACCAGAUCAAAACUGAUCCCGAGCUGAAACUUUUGGACAAGAUUCUUCCAGACAACCCUGACAAAAAGCCACAGGCAAAGCAGCUGCAAAUGAGAGCCGAUUACUUGUUGAAGGUCCUAAAGAAGGAACAGGAGAGUAAAGAUGUAUUCAAAGCAGAAGAAGAGGUAAAGAAGAGAAAACCUAGAGUAAAAAAGGACAAGAUCCGAAAAGAAGAACUGGUCAGUGAAAUCUCCUCUCCUCAUCUUUCUGAACAUACUUCAGAGGAAGGUGAAGUAAAGUUCCAGGAUGAAAAAGCUGAAAAAAACCCCACAAAGAAGAAACAGAAGAAGGACAACAAAGAGAACAAAGAGAAGCAGGGCUCUGUGAAGAAAGACAAAGAGGGGGACAAGGACAAAAAACGCACAAAGCUCAGGAAAGAAAAGACUAAAUCAGGAGGGAAAGGCAAGAAAGCUCAGGGCCCUGUGCACAUUACAGCAGGCAGUGACCCAGUUCCUAUUGGAGAGGAGGAUGAUGAGCUGGACCAGGAAACCUUCAGUAUUUGUAAAGAGCGGAUGAGGCCUGUCAAAAAGGCUCUUAAACAGCUGGAUAAGCCUGAUGAAGGUUUGUCAGUGCAGGAACAGCUGCAGCACACACGUGCCUGCCUGUUGAAGAUUGGAGACCGAAUCACAGAGUGCCUUAAAGCCUACAAUGACCCAGAACAUGUCAAAACCUGGCGCAGAAACCUAUGGAUCUUUGUGUCUAAAUUCACGGAGUUUGGAGCUAAGAAACUGCACAGGCUAUACAAAAUGGCUCAAAAGAAGCGCUCCCAAGAGGAGGCGAAAGAGCACAAGAAAAAAGAUGACCCAACCAAAAAGAAGCUGUUUCGUCCAGAACCUUGUGGAUCGAGUCGGGAGUCUAUUGGCACACAACCUUCAUCCAAAUCACACACACCACAAAAUCACCCAACAGGACCUCCAUCUCACUCACACCACCAUCGGGGAGAUUGGCAAAGGGAACGUAAAUAUAACUACCCAGGAAACAGUAACCAGCCAUGGCAAGGUGACCGCCAUUACCCUUACGACCAGCACAGGUAUAAAGAGCAUCACUAUAGCAACCGGCGGGCACACUCAGAUUUGUACCACAGCUGUGGCUUCCGGAACCCAGGCUCAGCCCGUAAGCGGGUGUAUGAUCAGUAUAGCAAUGAUCGAGACCACCGUGUUCACCGUGACUAUUACGACAGGCAUCUAGACGCGAAGAGAAGACGCUCAGAUGACUACCGCUCUGCAAACUACCACCAGGCAGGUGGUGGAGGAUGUUACAAUCAGGACUUCCGUAGAAUGCCUGAUCAUCGGGGUGUCCCGGGGCAUGACCAUUACCGGCCAUUUCACCCAGACAAACCCCCUCCGCUGCUGGACCCGCGCUCUCCUCAGGCACAGAAAUCCCCGCUUGAGUCUCUCUCACCCCUGGACAGAACCACUGAACCCACAAAGCCCAGCCCUGAUCUAAACUGGAACAGAAAGACGUGAUUCUGUCCUCAGUGCUUGUAGAAAUUUAGGCAGGCUCCAGGCUGAGACAGGGUCACCAGUCCCCUUCUAUUUUUCUGAACUUAUGAUCCUGUAAGUGGAGCUCAAGCUUCCAUGUUCUUGAGAUUUCUGGGUCUUUUGGAGCUAAAAUGAGUUUAAAGGAGUGAAACAGUGUUAGUCCUGUGGACUACUAAAUGAACAAUGAAGUAUGAUGUGAUUUGGAAGCUUGGAAGUGCCUCACUCAUUUGUCUUUUCUUCAGCCAUUGCAGGAUUGCGAGUAUUUCUUUAUUUGUGCAAAGGUUUAUUCUCGGAUUUUUUUUUUUUUUCUGAAAAACAAGAGGAUCAUUUUUCUUGAACCACAUCAUUAGAUUUUAAUUAACCAGAGAUGUUUUGAUCCUGUAUUGUGUAAAAGCACUACUUCUCCUUCUCCUAUACAUUAUAGUGUUUGCUUUCAACACAGCUGAUUCAACUAAUGUAAUUGUCAGCACUUUUUAAGUUGAAAAACGUUUUAAGGAAAACACUGAAAUGUAUAGGGCAAGGUUGGGAAGCUAAUGUUUUGAAAUAGUCUUUUAUUUAUAUAAAAAAAUUUUUUUGCCCCAUUAUACCAUCAGAAAACUGUUCUCAGAAAAACAGCCCCACAUUUCCACAAAUGGCUGAUAUAUAUAUAUAUAUAUAUAUAUAGAUAUAUAUAUAUAUAUCUAUAUAUCUAUAUAUAUAUAUAUCUAUAUAUAUAUAUAUCUAUAUAUAUAUAGAUCUAUAUAUAUAUAUAUAUUUAUAUAUAUAUAUAUAUAUAUAUAUCUUUUCUCUAAUCAUCCAGAGUGAGAACAAUGCAGACCUUAAUGUUAGAACACUAAAUAACUAAACAUAAAAAUGUUUUAAUCUAUGGCUAAUCAAAGGUACUGUUUGAUAUCUUUAUAUUGCACUAAAAGUAUCAUACUCUACAAAUCUUCAUUAAUAAACCAUACGAAUGUUGACAUGAUGUUAAAUGAUGUUAGAUGUCUGUAUUUGAGCAAAAACUUGUAUAGUAUCCCAAUACAAGUGCUGAGCUUUUGUUUCAGCAGUUGUAAAGCCAAAAUUAGACUGGUGUGCUGGCAGAUAAUUUUUUUUUUUUUUUUUUUUUUUUUUUUUUUUAUAUAAAGUUUUUUGUUUUGUUUGUUUUCCUUCCAUCUGUGCCUUAUUUUUGUGUCCAAUAAAAUGCCAGGCUUUUAGUGUAGUGUAUUGAAAAGAAUUAUGGCAUUAUCCUCUCUAGGGCUAUUGUGCAAUACCUAGGGUGUAGAAGUCAUAUAUUUUAAUUACUCUUUGUAGUGCACAUACCUAUUGAGAAGAGAGGCCUUUGGGAUUUUGACAGUUUCUAAACAAGAUCUUUAAAUCAAACAAUGCCCAGUAUUGUUGGUGCAUGUUGUGGACUGUGGAGACUUUAAAAAGAGAGUGGAAAACACUUUCUCAUGGAGGAACAGAGGCAUGUGUGUUAAAUGGAUUUGGAACUCAUCUCUCUCCUUCCUCCAAGAAACUUUAUUCUUUAAGGAAGAGUAAUUAAAAAAAAAGUAAUUUAUAUUUGUGAAAGCAGCCACUGUUCACAUGAACUGCACUGUACAUAUUGUUUAUACACCUGUAUGUAUUAAACUUUGCUACACCAUGCA